This is a messenger RNA of Bacidia gigantensis, 318 nucleotides long. RefSeq lists its product as uncharacterized. NCBI's taxonomy places the organism in Eukaryota, Fungi, Ascomycota, Lecanoromycetes, Lecanorales, Ramalinaceae. Gene Ontology annotation, biological process: proton transmembrane transport. The record is from RefSeq and is a predicted model, not a curated record. Gene Ontology annotation, molecular function: proton-transporting ATPase activity, rotational mechanism. The transcript is spliced from 4 exons. Bases 1 to 318 code for a protein of 105 amino acids. Gene Ontology annotation, cellular component: vacuolar proton-transporting V-type ATPase complex.
AUGGCAGAGCGAGAGGCGCAAAAGAUAGUACAGAAGGACCGCUCAAAGCGUGUAAAAGACGCCAAGAAUGAAGCACAGCAAGAGAUAGAAGACUAUCGGAAGCAGAAGGACGAGGAGUUCAAAAAAUUCGAGGAGAAGUACAACAGUGGCAACAAGCAAGCGGAGGAGGACGCACAGAAGGACGCAGAAGAACAGAUGGAGGCUAUCAGGAAAGCUGGGGACGAGAAGGGGGACAAGAUCGUCAAAGAUGUGUAUGAGAUGGUGACAGAGGUGAGACCAGAGGCUCCUGAUCGCAUAGGAGGGCAACCGGACUCGUAG